UGUUACCGUUGCUAUGGAGACUCCUCUCCUUAGAGAUGUAAACAAUGGAGUCUCCCUCCCCCCUCACGUGUCCCGGGCUCUGUGCAGAGUGAUAUGGGAGUCAGUGCAUGGGUUCAGCACAGAGGGAUGUGAGAAGCCAUUGUUGCUAAGAUUCAUUUGUGGGCAGGCGGUUCUGCACCACUUCUUGUGUGGUACUACAAGUUCCAGCAUGCCUCCUGGAAAGACCGUGGUGGGACACACACACUCCUGCUCUGUGGUCGUCAGUCUGGGUCAUAUAAAGUGCCCAGGACUGGUGGUGUUACAGAUUUCUAGGUGGGCUUUGUGGAGAUCCCGGUACUUGGAGAUCCCCAUUACUCUGCGCAUCCUUGUAGAGCUCUCCGGUACGCCUCCUCUACAUCUCCGGAAGUAUAUCGCUGAGAAUGUCGUCCAUGACGCUAGAACACUCCAGUGUAUCACGACAGAGCACAGCCUCUGGGGCCGGAUCCAGAGGUGCUCGUUCAGCGUCACACUCUGCACAGAGGUCCAUACUAAGCUCGGCCAAGUCCGGGGCGAAUCCAAAGUCUGCUGCUUCAGAUCAUGCUAAAAAGAAGAGGAAAGAACCGAACCCAUUCAAAAUCCCACCAGAUGCGGACUUCUUCCUCAUCAGGGACCAAGAAAAUGAAAAAAAACAAAUGGAAAAAGAGCUCAACAAGAACUUGAAGGUCCAUCAGAGGGGCACAAACAACACAAAAAUGAAAACGAAAAUUGCCGGACUGCGCCGGGAGAUUGAAGAGGAGGAGAUGGAAGAGAGCCGUGCAGAUUCAGGGCAAUCGGUGGCUGUGCGGGACAGCUCUUCAUGGAAACCUGCCAUAAUAAGAGAUAAGCAGGUACAGCGGGAAAAUCUACAUGACUAUAUCGAUAAGAAGAGGGAAAUGUUUCUCCUGCAGUACUCCCUGACGGUGAAACGAGAUGAAAUCCAGAAGCUGGAAGAGAUGGCUGCCACAGAGGAGAUGAAGCUGGAGAAAGCCGAGCAGUACCUGGAGGAAGAUGCUGUGAGAUUUGAUGAGUUUCUAAAGCAGAAUGACCGGAACUCAGUGGAGGCUCUGAAACAGGCUGACAAGGAAACAAAGCUGAAAAUGGAGCGAGUUGCACAAAUCAAGAGUCAGACAGCGCUGAUGAUGAACAUUAGAAGCGACAUCUCCAAGUGCGAGGAGGUUCUACGCGAGUACUUGAUGUAUAAGGAUUUCCUCUUCCGACUCUCUCCUAAAGAAUGGAAAGAGGAAAUGUUACAGAAGAAGGCAGAGAGGAAGAAAUCGCACCCUCCCGCUUCCCGGGAGAAGGAGAAAAGCGGCUCUGAGGCCAAGGUGUCUGUAUCCCACGCCAUGGAGAAGAAGUCGGAGAGCCGGUUGUCUGGGCCGGGCGUUCCCAGCCGUGACUCCACCCGGGACGUCCGCCAGCCCUCUAGGCUGAGUCUGAAAACUGUGGCCUCCAAGAAAAUGAGCGUUGCAUCCUUCCCGGGGGAAGAUAAGAGCACCACCGAAACCUUGAUGAGCUCCGACAGCGAAGAGGAGCCGGAGUUAUACUUCACUGACCCGCAGCAGCUGUUGGACAUCUUCUCUGAGCUGGAGGAACAGAACCUCUCGCUGAUCCAGAACUCGCAGGAUACAGAAGAGGCCUUGGAGGAAAUCAAGCAUAACAUCUCCACCACUGAGGAGAAGGUGGAAAAUGAGACCCAGCAGCUGAAGGAUCAUAUUGCCCAUCUGAAAGCCUGUAUAGCGCGGGAGGAGGAGAGAGCGCUAGACCUGGAGCUGAAGUCUCGCGUAUUUUCCUUCGGUGACUACAAGUCUGAGGACCAGGAGAAGAUGCUGGUGUCUCUGAGCACGAAAGUGGAGGAAGUAUACCAGGCCUGUAUAGGGGAGAACCGAGCAAACCUGAACGCUCUGCAGAUGCUGAUGAUGAUCGAGCACCAGCUAGAAGAGCUGCUGGACAACAUUGAGGUGGUCCCUAAGGAGAGAAUAGAGAUUGCGGAGAAAGCCAAGGAGAAGGAGCGCAGGCUGAGACUUAGAGAGGAAAAAAUUAAACAGCAGAAGCUGCACCAAGAGGAGAGACUCCGGCGGGCGUUGGAGAGGGCACAAGCUGACCCCAAGAAAACUACGGGCAGGAAGCUCAUGGCACGUUCCGACCCACCGGCUCUGAAGCUCAAGGUGGACAAGGACCAGGAUAAGAUCGACAAGGAGAAGGAGGAAGCCAUUCUGUUUUUCAGCUAAUGUCUAAUAAAUAUGUGACAUAAGAA
Messenger RNA from Pseudophryne corroboree (corroboree frog), 2272 nucleotides. RefSeq names its product cilia and flagella associated protein 100 (gene CFAP100). The transcript is spliced from 17 exons. The coding region runs from base 420 to 2246 and encodes 608 amino acids. Lineage: Eukaryota; Metazoa; Chordata; Amphibia; Anura; Myobatrachidae. The record is from RefSeq and is a predicted model, not a curated record.